GGCGACGGCUUGUGGACGUAUGCGUAGUAGAUGUCACAGUAGAGCGACGCUUGUUUUCGUGUUUCGAGCAAACCUGAUGUUGGUUCUUGUUUGUGCUCUUUGGUCGUGAACAUUAUUUUCUGGUCCCUGAAUGUUCUCGACUCGAGCGCUGGGGAAGAGCGCGCUCUGGAAUCACCUGGAAAAGUGACGGGAGUCGAGCAGAGUGGACGGAGUGGGGCGAAAAGCGGCCUUGAAGAUGGACAUCGGCGGCUGCAGAUCUCUCAGACUGUUGAGAGACAUCUACUGAGCCUUUCUUGGGGGGGAAGAAAGGUCUGACAUACUUUCUCUGUCUGAAAACUGCCAUGUCAGCUCGCACGCCUGCUAUCAGUUACCAGGCGUCUCCAUAAGCUUGAGCCCACUCGCUCUUCUGGACAUGUGGAGGAGGUGAAUGGACUGCAGUGGACAGUGGAUCAGUUCCUGAAAGCUGACCCAUGGUGAAACAGACCACGAGCUCUGCAGUUAUGACCCCACCAUCUGUCCAGUCUCUCCGCUCCUUCUGACCGCAGACCCUCCUCUGCUCCUUCUUCUCGCCAUAGUUGCUUCACUUCACUGUGGACUGUCCCAAGAGACCGGAUCACAUGUGUCGGGUUCUAUGAGCCACUCAGUCUAUCUGCAGCUAGAUUCCGUGGAGUCGUUCAUCGACGAGCUUCCAUAUAUGUUUUAUCUUGGCCUGUUCUUUGUCAACGUGUUAAUACUCUACUAUGCCUUUCUGAUGGAAUACAUAGUCCUUAAUGUAGGGAUUGUGUUCCUGCCAGAGGAUAUGGACCAGGCCCUGGUGGAUUUGGGCGUUCUCUCCGACCCAGCCUCCGUCCCGUACGACACGGACACCGAGUUAGAUGUUUUUGAGGGAUAUCUGGAGUAGGCUGCCCAAGGUCUGAGCACUUUGGUGGGAGGGAGGUGCGCCAGAGGCCUACAGGAGCGAUGGAGGUCUUGGAAGCCUGGCGGGAGGAAAUGCCGCCCUGGACGUUUCGCCGUAGAAGAUUCCCACGCGCUAUAAAGUCGUUCAGGGUCAAGGGAGGACUGACCUUGAGAUCAGACGGCAUUUUCCCAGGGAAAGACUGAUGCCACGUUCCAAGGUCUCCCGGGAGAGAUGGAUGCCAGACAGCGCCCGGCACCGUGGCUGUUAAAUAACCGCAUUCACUUACUUAUUUCUAAACUUCAUUCUCUGAUGUUGCCAUGAUUUUAUUACACAUGCAGGCCAUAAUGGACUUCCCUCACAUUACAUGCACGCCGUUUGGUUCUUGCAGCAGAUCUAAUGGUAAUAAAGCUCUUAACAUCGACCUUCGGUUAGUUUGGCCAGGCUAGAAAGCCGUGAUGCCUGGCCUAAUUCUGCAUGAGCGUUUUUCUGUUCUAGACUAGAUCAUCUUAGGUAAGCAAUACACCUUGAGACUGGCAGGGUUCUGAAAUCCUCAGUAUCGUGCUGCUUUAUAUGAGAUUCUCUAAUGAACUGUACAUUUGUUACAUGCUGUAAAUGAUGUAUUUGGUCUGAUGCAUUUCAGAUACCCACAGUAUAUAUUAUAUAUUUAAUAAACAAUUACUUUCACUUUA
This is a messenger RNA of Pygocentrus nattereri (red-bellied piranha), 1587 nucleotides long. RefSeq names its product Dexi homolog (mouse) (gene dexi). Lineage: Eukaryota; Metazoa; Chordata; Actinopteri; Characiformes; Serrasalmidae. The record is from RefSeq and is a predicted model, not a curated record. The coding region runs from base 632 to 901 and encodes 89 amino acids. The transcript is spliced from 2 exons.